Messenger RNA from Pelodiscus sinensis (Chinese soft-shelled turtle), 2879 nucleotides. NCBI's taxonomy places the organism in Eukaryota, Metazoa, Chordata, Testudines, Trionychidae. The record is from RefSeq and is a predicted model, not a curated record.
UGCAGAAGAGCUCACUGCCAUUUUUUCAGUUGAGAAGAUUGGCUAUUUUUCUAAAAGCAAAGCCCUAGGAUGGAACUAUUUUGAGAGAGUUUCAUGGCCUGUGUUGUCAUGGAGGUCAGACUGCAUGAUCAUUUUUAAGCCCUUCUGGCCUUGGAAUCUAUGAAUAUGUGAAACCUAUUCUGUGAGACCUAAAUCUUCCUGCACAUGCUAAGUCUGUGUGUUGGAUUUAGUGCAGGGGAUUCCCAUCCAUGGGUACUUGGGAUGAGGCAUUAACACUCCCCCCUUAAAUUGUUAAACUGUGCCAAAGCUGAUCUGUAAUGACUGCUGUGGCCUUUGGGAAGUUGCUCCCACAUCCCAGCUCUGGAAGUGCUAAUGACCGAUAGAGAGCGAUAGAUAGUGAUGGCUGCAUCACUGAUCCUUUUCCUUCCUGUCCCACCUCUAAUCCUCAAAACCUGAUGCUUGGGCAUAGUCAGGGAGCUUGCAGGAAGCGUGCAGACUCCAUGUACAUGUUCCCAAAAUUGUGUCCCUUUCUCUACACGCCAUUUUUUAUUCAGACAUGGGCACUAUUCCCAAAAAAUUGCCUAUUUUCUCAUUUUUAUCAUAAAAUUACAGAUAAUUUGGAAUAUAAAUAUUGUACUUACACUUCAGUAAAUAAUAUAGAGAGCAAUAUAAAUAAGUUAUUGUCGGUAUGAUAUUUUAUUUUGUACUAGUACUUUCUAUGUAGCCUGUUGUAAAAUGAAACACAUAUGUAAAUGAGUUAAUGUACCCCUGGAAGAUAUCUGCAUACUUCUGGUUGAGAACCAGCAGGAACUGGACUUUAGUUAACGUUAAAAUUCAGUUAACAUUAAAAUUGCCAGUAUUUCAUUAAAAGCCUGCAUAUAUAAAUAUGCCUUGCAUUGAGCUCUAAUGAUCACUUAGUAUGAGCUCUAAGUAGCAUUUAAGGGGGCAUAUCCACAAUAUAGGACACCUUCUAAUGAUAAUUCCCUGCUGUCGGGCUCAGACAAGGAAACUGUUUGUUCUAGUCUAUUCUAUUCUAUGUACGUUCUUGUACCACCCUCAUCACUUUAGUAUCUGAGAGCCUUCUAGUAAUGCAUUGAGCAAUGUGGCUAAUGUAUGUCAUGCAUUUGUUCAUUCCAGGAAAUGGCCACAAGAUGGAUCCACAGAUCAUAACUGUCAUUACUGGGCAUGAGAAGGAUAUCUGAAGUAGCUGAUUUUCAGAUGGCCAAUGAAGCGAGACCUUGCCCAUGUGACAUUGGAGACAGGUUUGAGUAUGGGGGCCUUGGGCAGGAAGUGCAAGUUGAGCACAUCAAGGCAUAUGUUUGCAAACCAUCCGUCAGCACGGAAAAAGCUGUGAUUGUGAUUCAAGAUAUAUUUGGAUGGCAACUCCCAAAUACCAGAUAUGUAGUCGACAUGCUGGCAGCUAAUGGAUACACAGCCAUCUGCCCAGACUUUUUUGUGGGAAAAGAACCUUGGAAUCCUUCUGAUGACUGGUCCACUUUUGGUGAAUGGCUGAAAACUCGAGAUGCCAGAAAAAUAGACAAGGAAGCUGAUGUUGUCUUGAACUAUCUAAAGCAGCAAUGCAGCACAAAGAAGAUCGGUGUUGUUGGGUUUUGCUGGGGUGGAAUUGUUGUACAUCACCUGAUGAUGAAAUAUCCUGAGUUAAAGGCAGGUGUGUCUGUCUAUGGAAUAAUCAGGGAUUCUGAUGAUAGAUACAAAUUACUGAACCCGACGUUUUUCAUUUUUGGCGAAAAAGACAAUGUCAUUCCUCUUGACCAAGUCACCCUACUGGAGCAGCAACUGAAACAACAUUGUAAAGUUGAUUACAGAGUUAAAAUUUACCCUGGACAAACUCAUGGUUUUGUACAUCGCAAGAGAGAAGAUAUUAAUCCUGAAGAUAAACCUUACAUUGAAGAAGCAAGAAAGAACAUGAUCAGCUGGCUAAAUAAAUAUAUUUAACAGAAAUAUACAGUCAGAUCUGUAAAACAAAAUCACCUAAUAUACUGUGAUAAUCACUUGAUUAAAUUAUACUUUAAGGGGGAAAGUAUUUGCUAUAAUUAUUUUAGGGCUAAAUAUAUAUUUGAUAAAUUAUAUGUUAGAGAACACAUAAGGACCAUAUUAUUAGAAAUUUGACAAUUUCACAGAGACGGAUACUAAAAUGAACUGUACUUUUCAUUUGUAGUUUUAAACACAUCAUUUCAAGCUGAUUUUUUAAACCAUUCUCAGAUUUAAUUUAGAUUAAUAUUGUUAUAAUGCGCUGGGGAAAUGUCUCCAAGUUUCUUGAGAUUUAUGCUCUUCGCAUGUUUGGUUACUUACGAUUAAUUUUGCAUUGUGGUCCAAUUCAGCAAAGUAUAUAAACGUGCUUGAAUCACUAAUGCCUGAUUUAAGCACAUUCAUAGAUUCUUUGCUGAAUCCAAACCUUAGAACAGACUUCUUUGUCCAGUUUGGAUUUCACAGAUGUCAUCAGUGGAAUACAUUUGCUCUCAAUUUUGGGGGUGGAUUGGGUAACAACAGUCAAUUACUUUUUCAGAUGACCUUGGGUCUUUCUCCAUGAGACUCCUGGCUGCUUCUUGGCCUACAUUUACCACAGGUUAAACAUUUACAUUGAUAUUAUAAUAAUGAGUGAGGGAACUUCUUACUGUGCUAUUGUGCACUAUGGUUGCUAUUAAAAAUAAACUUUAUACUAUUAUCUACCUUAUUGUAAUUUAAUGCACUGUUUUCCAUUUCUGUCAGUGGAUAUCUUACUGAGAAAAGAAUUAUAUAGUAAAAUAAAAUAACUUCUUCCUAAUGGAGCCUCUGAGUAUAAGCAUACAGCAUCAAAUAAUUAUAUGUUAAUGUUUUAGUAUCAUUUCAAAAUAAUAAAGAAAUGUUUUGUUUGAGUG